AUGGACUUGGACCUUCCUGCUCACUUUUCCACAAUUGAGAAUCUCUUCGAGUUGCUGGCGACUUUUCUCAAUAUGAUCACACCGCUGAGUGCGAUCAAGUAUCUGAUUCGCCAUAUAUUUCUCCCACCCAAACUGCCUGGCAAAGAUGACUCCAGUCCAGACCACGACGGAGUCUUACUGGACACCACCAUUGACGCACUUUAG
This is a messenger RNA of Capronia epimyces CBS 606.96, 204 nucleotides long. RefSeq lists its product as uncharacterized. The transcript has a single exon. NCBI's taxonomy places the organism in Eukaryota, Fungi, Ascomycota, Eurotiomycetes, Chaetothyriales, Herpotrichiellaceae. The coding region runs from base 1 to 204 and encodes 67 amino acids. The record is from RefSeq and is a predicted model, not a curated record.